Petromyzon marinus (sea lamprey) is the source of this 3242-nucleotide messenger RNA. It is a transcript of the gene PREP, whose product is annotated as prolyl endopeptidase. Gene Ontology annotation, biological process: proteolysis. Gene Ontology annotation, cellular component: cytosol. Gene Ontology annotation, molecular function: serine-type endopeptidase activity; oligopeptidase activity. Lineage: Eukaryota; Metazoa; Chordata; Hyperoartia; Petromyzontiformes; Petromyzontidae. The record is from RefSeq and is a predicted model, not a curated record.
CGGUUACGUCACCGGAAGCCCGCGCAGUCCCCGGCGUGCGGGGUCAGGGUUCACCGCGCGCGUCUCUCGGCCCGGCGUUCAGUGACGGCUGCGAAGGAGCUCCUCGAUCGGCCUCUCCUUUGAAACAACAACAACAACAGCAGCAGCAGCAACAACAACACAUUUAUUUGUUUGUUCGUAGCCGUCCGUUGAUCGGUCCGCCAGUUUCUCACGGGUCCCACUCGGCGGUGAGCUCCGACCAUGGCUUUCGCUUACCCGGUUGCGUUCCGAGACGACACGGCGGUGAACGUCUAUCAUGGGACCCCAGUGCCUGACCCCUACGUCUGGCUGGAAGACCCGGAUAGUGCCAAGACAAAGGCGUUCAUCGACGCCCAGAAUGCGAUCACGACGCCGUACAUCGAGGGCACGCCCGUGCGCGAGAAGUUCAGCACCCGCAUGACGGAGCUCUACGACUACCCCAAGUACAGCUGCCCCUUCAAGCGUGGAAACAGGUAUUACUACUACCACAACACGGGGCUGCAGAACCAGAGCGUGAUGUACGUGCAGGAGACGCUGGGCGGCGAGAGCUCCGUCUUCCUCGACCCCAACUCCCUCUCCGCAGAUGGCACCGUCGCCCUGCAGGGUGCCGCGUUCUCCGAGUGCGGCUCCCUGUUCGCCUACGGCCUGAGCAGCGCCGGCUCCGACUGGGUGACGGUGAAGUUCCUGCGGGCCGGCACGGGCGAGCCGCUGGCCGACUCGCUGUCGCGCGUCAAGUUCACCUGCCUUGCCUGGACGCACGACGCGCGCGGCCUCUUCUACAACCAGUACCCCGAGAGCGACGGCCUCGGAGACGGCACUGAAACUAGUUGCAAUCUGAACCAGAAGCUGUACUAUCAUGUGAUCGGAACCGACCAAUCACAGGACAUCCUGUGCGCCGAAUUUCCGGACAAUCCAAAGUGGAUGGGAGGAGCCAAGGUGUCGCACGACGGGCGCUACGUGCUGCUGUCGAUCCGUGAGGGCUGCGACCCCGUGAACCGACUCUGGUACUGCGACCUCCAGGAGCUCACUGGCGGCAUCACCGGCCUGCUGCCGUGGGUGAAGCUGAUUGACAACUUCGACGCGGAGUACGAGUACGUGACGAGCGAGGGCUCCGUGGUCACCUUCCGCACCAACCUGGAGGCGCCGCGCUACAAACUCAUCACCGUCGACCUGGCCGACGCCGCCCCCGACCGCUGGGGUGCCCUCGUGGACCAGCACGAGCGCGACGUGCUGGACUGGGCGGUGUGCGUGCGGGGCGACGUGCUGGUGCUGUGCUGGCUGCGCGACGUGGCGGGCGUGCUGGAGGCGCGUUCGGCGCGCGACGGCUCCCUGCUGGGGCCCUUCCCGCUGCCGCUCGGCUCCGUGCUGGGCUUCAGCGGCCGCAAGAACCAGACGGAGAUCUUCUACCAGCACUCGUCCUUCCUGACGCCCGGUGUGAUCUACAGGUGCGACCUCACCGAGGAGCCCUUCUCGCCAGAAGUUUAUCGGACGACCAGCGUCAAGGGCUUCCGGCCCAGCGACUACGAGACCACACAGGUGUUCUACACCAGCAAGGAUGGAAGCCGGAUCCCCAUGUUCCUGGUGCACAAGAAGGGGAUUGUGCUGGACGGCUCUCACCCCACGCUGCUCUACGGAUACGGAGGCUUCAACAUCUCCAUCACGCCCACCUACAGUGUGUCCAGGUUGAUCUUCAUCCACCAUCUGGGCGGGGUGCUGGCCGUCGCUAAUCUACGGGGAGGGGGAGAGUACGGGGAGGAAUGGCACAGAGCUGGGAUGCUGAGCAGGAAGCAGAAUGUGUUUGACGACUUCGUGUCGGCGGCCGAGUUCCUGAUCGCAGAGAAAUACACGCGACCGGACAAACUCGUCAUCCAGGGCGCGUCCAACGGCGGCCUGCUCGUGGCGGCGUGCGUGAACCAGCGGCCCGAGCUGUUUGGUUGCGCGCUGGCCGAGGUGGGGGUGAUGGACAUGCUCAAGUUCCACACCUUCACCAUCGGGCACGCGUGGACCACCGAGUACGGCAGCGCCGACGACCGUGAGCAGUUCCAGUGGCUCAUCAAGUACUCCCCGCUCCACAACGUGCGAGCGGGCGUGCGCUACCCGGCCAUGCUGCUGCUGACGGCCGACCACGACGACCGCGUGUCCCCCCUGCACUCGCUCAAGCUGCUCGCGACGCUGCAGGCCGCCGCCGCCGCCACCGCCGCCGACGCCGCCGACGCCGCCGGCGGCGGCGCCGGGCGGGCGGCGCAGCCCAUCCUGCUGCGGUGCGACACCAAGGCCGGCCACGGCUCGGGGAAGCCCACGGCCAAAGUGAUCGCGGAGGCGGCCGACGCGUUCUCGUUCGCGGCGCGGGCGCUCGGCCUGAGCUGGCGCGAGUGACGGUGCUGGCGGUGAUGAUGGCGGCGGUGGGAGAGGAACGGAGACGAGGAGGAGGAGGAGGAGGAGGAGGGGGGGGGUAGAGCGGAGGUCGGAGGAGGAGAUGGAGAGGGGUUGAUGGGACAGUGGUGCUGUCGGGGACGCGUGGAGAACCACAAACUCGUGACCGAACCACAGUCCCAAACCCUCCCUGCCGCCCCCCCCCCAGCCCCGCACCCCCCGCACCCCCCCUACCCCUCCCCCGGCCCCCCCCCCCCCCAGUCGCAGCCAAUUCCGUUUGCGAAACCAGUGCCCCGCGCGGAGUCCAUCGGCCUGGCAGCUCCCGCCGUGCGUCAUACCGUGCGUCACACUGCGUGUCACACCGUGCGUCACACUGUGUAACACGAUGCGUCACACCGCCGUUUCACACUGCGCCACACCACGUGUCACACCGCGCGUCACACCACGUGUCACACCGCGCGUCACGCCAUGUGUCACACCGCGCGUCACGCCAUGUGUCACACCGCGCGUGGACGUGGGGGGAGGAGGGCUACGAUUCCCUGGGGAGGCCUGUGGCCCAGCGGCCCAGCUCCCAAGCGCCCCAGCGGCCCCGUGUUUCGGUGGCCCCACGGCCCCGUGACCCAGCGGCCCAGCGGCCCCGUGGCGGGCGGGCGGCCGGUGCGGAGCGCGAUCGGCGGGCGGCUCGCACGCUGACGCCCAAUUCAGUUUUGCCAAUUUUACCGUAAAAACGGUGGCCGUGGCGGGGGAUGGGGGGGUUGGAGUUGUAGUGUCGUCGCUGUCAAUUUAUCGAACAAAAUUGAGUUUACUACAACAACUAAUAAUAAUAAUAAUUGUCCUCGUAACAACUUGGG